AGAGCUUUUCCUUUUUUUAAAAGAAGCAAACUUCAUUAUUCACAAAAUAUGGGCUUCAAUUCAUCAUACAAUUUUGUCCAGCAAAGAGAUAGGAAACGCAUCUCUUGCAGCAACAUAGCUUCAGCAUAUCUAGCCAAAGCCCAAAUGCAAUUAUUUGCUGCUGCUGCUCCAAUACACCUAAACUGGACAUUAGGAAAAGAUUGCAGUAAGCAGCAGGACAUCCACGCCAGCGCCACCAGUUGCUGGGGAGAAGCACACCCCCAUAGUUAACAGCCACGCCCCCACCAAAUCUGCCAGUUCUUUCAUCGAACACGCUGAAGAGGUUCCCGAAACACAUGUUUCAUUGCUAGUUGGUACGUAGGAAUCUCAAGUAAAUUUGACGCUUAUGUGAAACAUAACUACUCAGGCAAGUCCCAAUUUGUAUUUAUUCUUGAUGGGCAGCUUAAAUUUUGCAAGCAGUGAACGCCAGCUAGUUAGAACCGUAUGUGCGAUUGUAGUAAAGGGUUAUUGGGUCAAACUUUUGAAACCAAAGAUUGGUUCUCUCGUGACAUCAUCUGUUAUGAACCAAGCGUUGUUGAAUCUUUCUCCGUAUGAGUUUUCAAUUUCAUUGUCCUUCUUCAAAUGGGUGGAGACGAUUCCACACUACAAGCAUUCCUUGCAAUCUUCUUGGACAAUGAUUUGCAUUCUCACUAAGCAAAGACACUACAGGGCUGCUCAAGAUUUGCUCCAGAAGAUUGCUAGGAAAGACUUCUUAUCGUCUCCCACUGUUUUGAAUGCUCUUGUGAAUAGUUAUAGCGACUUGGAUGUGAAUUCGCAUGUUUUGAGUUGGUUGGUGAUAUUUUAUGCUAAUUCAAAGAUGAAUCCAGAUGCAAUCCAAGUGUUUGAGCAUAUGAGACUAUGUGGAUGUAAGCCCCAUUUGCAUGCUUGCACUGUGCUUCUGAAUUCAUUAGUGAAAGAAAGGCUGACGGAUACUGUGUGGAAAAUUUAUAAGAAAAUGAUCAAAGUUGGGGUUCUUCCUAAUUUACACGUUUAUAAUGUCUUGAUUCAUGCUUGUUGUAAGUCGGGAGAUGUGAAGAAGGCAGAGGAGUUAUUGAGUGAAAUGGAGUUGAAAAACAUAUUUCCUGAUCUUUUUACUUAUAAUACAUUGAUUUCGUUGUAUUGCAAGAAGGGUAUGCAUUAUGAGGCUUUAUCUGUUCUAGAUAAGAUGGAAAGAGGAGGAGUAUGUCCUGAUAUUAUAACUCAUAAUUCGCUUAUAUAUAGUUAUUGUAGAGAAGGCAGAAUGAGAGAGGCUUUGAGGCUUUUUAAGGAAAUUAGAGGUGCUUCUCCCAACCAUGUGACAUAUACUACCCUGAUUGAUGGGUAUUGCAGAGUUGGUGAUAUUGAUGAAGCCUUACAGUUGCGUGAUAUAAUGGUGGCCAAGGAGUUGUAUCCCGGAGUAGUUACCUAUAACGUAAUUCUAAGGAAAUUAUGUGAAGAGGGCCGGAUACAGGAUGCAAAUAAACUAUUAAAUGAAAUGAGUGAGAGAAAAAUAGAGCCUGAUAUUGUUACAUGUAACACAUUAAUCAAUGCUUAUUGCAAGAUUGGAGAUAUGAGGUCUGCUCUGAAAGUUAAAAGUAAGAUGUUGGAGGCUGGACUAAGGCCUGAUCAGUUUACUUACAAGGCAUUGAUUCAUGGAUUCUGCAAGGCACAGGAGGUAAAAAGUGCUAAAGAGAUGUUAUUUGAUAUGCUUCGUGCUGGAUUUUCUCCAAGUUACUGCACAUAUACUUGGUUUGUGGAUUUCUACUGCAGCCGAAAUGAUGAUGAAGCUAUCAUGACUUUUCCUGAUGAGAUAAUGCAACAGGAUCUCUGUGCUGACAUCACUGUAUAUCGGGCAAUAAUACGAAGGUUGUGCAAGAAAGAGAGAAUCGAUUGUGCACAAAGAGUAUUCAAAAUUAUGCAAACAAGGGGGAUAUUAGGAGAUACUAUCAUCUAUGCUAGUUUGGCUUACGCAUACUCAAGAGCUGGUGAUGUUGUUGCUGCUUUAGCAUUGUUCGAUGAGAUGUAUAAGAGGAGACUGAUGAUAACUCUCAAAAUCUUCAGAAGUAUCAAUGCUUCAUAUGCAAAUGACGGCAGCUACUUAGAUAUAUUUUGGAACAUUUUGGUCGAGAGAGGCCUGAUGUCCAAAACUAUGUACAAUCAAAUCCAGCAGAUGAAGUUAUAAUUCUAACAAAAAGUUGAUGCUAUCAACAAGUAGAGGUCCAAGUUCCUCAAGCUUCUAAAUGAUGAUUGCCUCUUGAUCUAGCACCUUGGUUUCAUCCUCCUGUUUUGCAUCCAUGGACUGAGUAUGGGAUGCUUGUUCAGGGAACCAUUACACACAUAAUUUCCAGUUACUAGAGGUGAAGCUCAAAGUCAAUUAUUGAGGGAUUCUCAUGGUGUUCUUGAAAAUUGGGAUGGGAUGCCGUAGACCCAUCACCCAUGUAAGUGGAAAGUAUGCCAAAUAUCAAUGUAAUCUUGUUAAAGCAAAGUCAGUUUAAUAAAUUAAGGUAAAAUAUAGAUAUACAAACUUUGAUAAAAAUUGAUCUCAUGAUCAUACUAUUAAGAAUAAUUAAUUCUA
This is a messenger RNA of Sesamum indicum (sesame), 2593 nucleotides long. Its product is annotated as Tetratricopeptide repeat (TPR)-like superfamily protein. Lineage: Eukaryota; Viridiplantae; Streptophyta; Magnoliopsida; Lamiales; Pedaliaceae. Gene Ontology annotation, molecular function: protein binding. The record is from RefSeq and is a predicted model, not a curated record.